CAUUUCCUCUGGUGCCGUUCAGCAUGCGGCGUGUUGACGGAACUGUGCGGACGGCGAAGUGUAGAGUAAACAGAUGGUGUUAACGAGCGAUUUCGCGUUGUAUUCAUUUGGUUGUGUUACUAAGUAUAGUUCCUUUGAACCAUUUUCAGUCUUCGGGAAAACAUGCAAGGAGUGUCCGGUGUCGGGCCGGCACAGUUCGGCCACGAGGCUCCGAGGAGCGAGUGCUUACCGAGCCAAAUGGCGCGGAGUGAUGCUGUGGACAGUUAUGGUUAUCAGCUGAACAUGAAGACUGAGCCCCACAUGUUCAGCAUCAGCUCCUCAGAGGAGCUUCAGUUCCUCAGGUCUCGGGUUCAGAUGCUGGAGAGAGAAAAGGAAGAGAUGGCUGCGGAAAACCAGCGCCUCAAAGACCUGCUCGUCAAGGAGAUUCCACACCUUUUGUCUACAAUGUGGCAGAGUAUAACCAGCAAUGCUGGACAGCCCAGCCAUCAUCAGCCUGGCCCUUCACUAUCUGAGUCCAUCAAUGCUGGAGUCAGCAGCUACAUGCCUCCGCAGUACAAAGAACAGGACUGCAAUCUUCUGCCGUCAGUUUCGGUAGAUAUAAAAGGUGUUCAGCAGGAAAUGAUUUUGGAAACUGGUGCCUACGGACACAAAAUGGCUGGCAGCCAUAAUGGAGCUGAUGGGGGUAUGUUUGAAUCAAUGGAUGACAUGAAUGGGAAUUUGUGCCCUGUCGCCAUCAGAGAAGAUGGUCAGCAUGCAUAUCUAAGUUCACCGUGCAGCUCUACAGAUUCAGUAUCUUCUCUCAGUGAUCACAGACCACUGGCACCAAACAUCACACCUAUCCGACAGGUGGAGGUGUAUCCAGGUUCAGGCAUUUUCUGUGCAGAGCACGCUUGGCUGGCGGCAAACAUGGCACGGUCACCAACGGCAAUGGUGCGAGCCCUGCUGUUAGGGGUUUUUGACAUGGACACACUUUUAAACAGCAACCUUAGAGGAGGGAGGAGCCGCAGACCUUCAUACUCAGACCACCACGCCCCACUGGACCCAGACAAACUGAACGCCAUUUACAAUGCCACGCUGGCGCGGUUCCCAUUGGCACGGAAGGGCCAGAUUGGUACCGGGAUCAACUCCAAGCUGUCUGAGAUCCGCUUCAGAUCCAGGAAAGUCAAGCGGGACAGACAUGGCCACUGAUGGAUUUACCGCACAUAUUGGAAGAGUGUAACUCUGUUUGUGGGAAAAGUGAUUUUGUUGUGCCCGGGUGGCAUCCAUGUGUGUGUGGUUCUGUGUGUGAGACUGUGUAAGGUAAAGUGUUUGCUCGCUGGUUUUAGGAUGUUGGCCAGUUUUCCAGGGUCAUUAAAUUAUUAUUGUAUUGGAAUGAAGGAAGAGCAAACAGUGAAUGAAGAAACACAUAUGGUGGCACACAGCCCCCCUACACUCUUAAUAAUAAAAGGUAACAUAUGGUUUUUGGCUUGAACGUGCAAUUCUGAAAAGCAUCUGAUUGAUACAGAACAUUUUCAUUAUGUGUAGGUGAACUUUAAAUGGGAUUUCCACUGAAUAUUUUAAAAAAAAUCUGUGAAAUUAAACUGAUGUAAACAAAAAUA
Molecule: messenger RNA, 1598 nt
Organism: Pygocentrus nattereri (red-bellied piranha)
Lineage: Eukaryota; Metazoa; Chordata; Actinopteri; Characiformes; Serrasalmidae
Exons: 5
Coding region: 163-1188 (341 amino acids)
Molecular function (GO): DNA binding
Source: RefSeq, a predicted model, not a curated record